Messenger RNA from Striga hermonthica, 2586 nucleotides. The record is from the annotation of a GenBank genome assembly. Lineage: Eukaryota; Viridiplantae; Streptophyta; Magnoliopsida; Lamiales; Orobanchaceae.
AUGUUUGCCCACUAUCAUCAACCUAUAAUUCAGGCGCCGGCGCCGCCUCCACCGCCGGCGCCGCCAUCAUCUCCCCAAUUUCGCCUUUCAUUCCCGAAGUUCAGCAGCCAACACUCCCGGCGAGCACCAUUAACAGAAAAGCAUCAAUCAGACCUAUCACCUUCUCAAACUCGAACCACUUCCCCCUUUCUCGGCGGCGGAUUAAAUUCCGGCGACUAUGCUUCAGCACUCGAUUCAUGCAACUGCCUCGAGCUUGGAAAACAGGUCCACGCUCACCUCCUCAAGAACGGGUUUCACGGCAGCGAGUUUGUACAGACAAAGCUACUCAAAUUCUAUGGGAAAUUGGGUUGUGUUGAACAAUUACUCAAGGUGUUCGACAAAAUGCCCGAGAGAAACUUAUACUCGUACACAACCAUCAUAAACGUACUUUUGGUCAACGGGCUUCACGAGAAAGCCUUGACAUAUUUCGAGAGGUUGCUCUUCGAGGAUAUCGUGUUGGAGUUUUUCAUUUUUCCGGUGGCUUUAAAGAUUUGCAGUUCCCAUGGUGGGGUCGAGUUAGGGAGACAGCUUCACGGGUUGUCGGCAAAAAUUGGAGUCUUGCAGCAUAAUUAUGUCGGGAAUGCUUUAAUCGAUAUGUAUGGGAAAUGCGGGAGCUUGAGCGAUGCAGAGAGUGUUUUUGUUAAAAUGCCGAUGAGGGAUUGUGUUUCUUGGAACUCCAUGGUAACGGCUUGUGCUGCUAAUGGGAAGGUAUUCGAAGCGUUGAGUUUUUUGGAGCAAAUGUUAGGGGAAAAUGAUUUGAGACCGAACUUUGUCACGUGGAGUGCUUUGAUUGGUGGGUUUGCGCAGAAUGGACAUGACGCGGAGGCCAUUGGGAUGGUGUAUGAAAUGAGAGCCUCAGGUUUCGAGCCGAAUGCAAGGAUAUUGGCGAGUGUUCUUCCCGCAUGUGCUAGGUUGAGGAAAUUGAGGUUAGGAAAUGAAAUGUACGGAUAUAUCAUGCGACACGGGUUUAUGUCGAGCCCUUAUAUCGUCAAUGGAUUGGUCGAUCUCUACCGGAGGAAUGGAGCCAUGGAAAGUGCUUACAAGGUUUUCUCUAGAUUUUCGGUGAGGGAUGAGGUGUCUUUCAAUACCAUGAUCGCGGGGUAUUGUGAAAAUGGGGAGAUUUCGAAGGCGAAAGAUCUUUUUCAGUGGAUGGAAAAUGAGGGGAAGUUGAAGGACUUGAUUUCAUGGAACUCGAUGAUCUCGGGAUAUGUAGAUAAUCUCAUGUUCGACGAGGCUUUGAGAUUGUUUAUGGAUUUAAUAGGAAGUGGAAAAAUCGAACCCGAUUCUUUUACCUUGGGCAGCGUUCUUAAAGCUUGUGCGGAUAUAGGUUUUCACAAAUUCGGAAAAGCUAUACAUUCAUAUUGCAUAGCCAAAGGCUUUCAGUCAAAUCCUUUUGUGGGGGGAGGAUUGGUGGACAUGUAUUGUCAGUGCCGAGAUCUUGAAGCUGCAAAAAAGGCCUUUUGUCAAGUGAAGGAAAAAGAUAUAGUGAUUUGGAACACCCUCGUUUCUGGUUAUGCUACCUGCAACCAAAUCCAAAGCAUUCAAUCUGUUCUUGAGUCGAUGAAAGAUGAUGGAUUUGAACCGAAUAUAUACACAUGGAACGGAAUAAUUGCAGGUUACGUGGAAAACGGACACCAUGAGUUGGCUCUAAAACUAUUUUCGGAUCUGCAAACUUCAAGUUUGAAACCUGAUAUAUACACAGUUGGAAUAGUUAUACCUGUCUGCUCGAGGCUAGCUUCUGUCGAGAGAAGCAAGCAAAUUCAUGCAUAUGCAGUGAGGUGUGGAUUCGAACGGGACGUGUACAUAAGAGCUGCCUUGAUAGAUACGUAUGUGAAAUGUGGGAUCAUGAAGUAUGCCAAACUUAUCCACAAUGGGACCAAAAACCAUAAUCUUGUCACCCAUAAUGCCAUGCUAAAUGCAUAUGCCAUGCACGGGCAUGGGGAUGAUGGAAUCGAUUUCUUUCGUAAAAUGCUGUUAAAUGGGCUUACACCAGAUAAAGUGACUUUUCUUGCAGUUUUGUCUUCAUGUGUUCAUGCGGGCUCAGUUUCGACUGGACUAGAGUUUUUCAAUUUGAUGGGAUCUUAUGGGGUUAAACCGACAUUAAAGCACUAUACAUGUAUGGUUGACUUGCUGAGUCGAGCAGGAAAACUCAAGCAUGCACACGAGUUGAUCGACAAAAUGCCUAUGAGACCUGAUGCAGUGGUUUGGGGUGCUCUGCUUGGUGGCUGUAUUAUCUAUGGGGAUGUUGAUAUGGGAGAAAUGGCUGCAAAUAAGCUCAUUGAAAUAGAACCGGAUAACUCUGGGAACUAUGUGAUGCUGGCAAAUUUAUAUGCAUCUACGGGUAGAUGGCAUGAAUUGAGAAAAAUAAGGCAACGAAUGAAAGACGAACAACUGCUUAAAAGUCCAGGUUGCAGUUGGAUCGAGGAUAAAGAUGAGACACAUGUGUUUAUGGCAAGGGACAAAUCUCACAAGAGAGCAAAAGAGAUUUACGACAUAUUGGAUAACUUAACAGCACAAAUGAGAUCGGAACAGGUUCAAUUAUUGUAA